AUGUCUUUCCUCCGCAACGUCAAGAGCCUUGCUCCCCUCCUCGACCGCGUCCUGGUCCAGCGUGUCAAGCCCGAGGCCAAGACCGCCUCCGGUAUCUUCCUCCCCGAGAGCAGCGUCAAGGAGCAGAACGAGGCCAAGGUCCUCGCUGUUGGCCCCGGUGUCUUUGACAAGAACGGCCAGCGCCUCCCCAUGAGCGUUGCUCCCGGUGACCGUGUCCUGAUCCCUCAGUUCGGUGGCAGCGCCGUCAAGGUCGGUGAGGACGAGUACACUCUUUUCCGCGACCAUGAGAUCCUUGCCAAGAUCCAAGAGUAA
Messenger RNA from Aspergillus vadensis CBS 113365, 312 nucleotides. RefSeq names its product GroES family chaperonin. Gene Ontology annotation, cellular component: mitochondrial matrix. NCBI's taxonomy places the organism in Eukaryota, Fungi, Ascomycota, Eurotiomycetes, Eurotiales, Aspergillaceae. The transcript has 4 exons. The record is from RefSeq and is a predicted model, not a curated record. The coding region runs from base 1 to 312 and encodes 103 amino acids. Gene Ontology annotation, molecular function: metal ion binding; ATP binding; protein folding chaperone.